GCAGAAAAUCCCCAGACUUGUAACUAAUGAGAUACCAAAGCUCAAACACUUUUGCUUCGCUUAUAAUUCAAGCACACAAAACACUCUUGCCAUUUUCUUAUCAAUCAACCCUGAAAUAUAACACCAAGAAAAGAAAAAGACUGUAAGCGUGAGAGGAGAAAAAAUCAAACUUGGCAGUUGGCACACUGAGCUGCUUAGUAUUUCUUUGAUCAAAUUUUGUGAUAAAAGGUAGUUAAUUAACUGCCUACUUCAGUUUCCAUGUGAAAAAAGCAAUAUCGUUUCCCUCCAGAGUUCGUGUUUGCUGCCCUUACCCUCUGGUUGCGAUUCGCAAGGAUACAAAGGACAAAAGGGUUUUGUUUUGCUACGUUUGAGUAAUCCCCAGGGGCAAAGGGUGGCCUCACGCUUUUCCCUUUUCUGGGUUCCCUAAGCAGAGAGUAGAGUGUAGUAUAGUUUUUUGGGUUCUUUUGGCAAGCAGAUAGAUCUACCAUAGCUCCUUUCUGGAAGAGAUAGAUAAUGGAGCGUCCCAAAGGUUUCUUCUCCACACUCUGGUCAUUCGUAAUCUUUCUCCCUAUCUUCAUUGGGCUGCUCAUUCUGGGUAUCAUCAAGGGUGUCAUUUUGUGCCCAGUGAUCCUCAUUUUCAUGCUGAUUGGAAACUUUGGUAUCAUAUUGAGUCUCUGGCCCUUUCAUUUCUACUGGACAUACUAUUCCAUUUUGAGAUCUAGACAACUGGGACCAUUUGUGAAGCUUCUUCUUUGCAUUUGCUUACCGACUGUCUUAAUUCUAUUGCCGGUGGUCGGCUUUGCUGGAAGCAUUGUCGGUGGAGCAUUAUAUGGCUUACUCUCACCAAUAUUUGCCACUUUUGAUGCUAUUGGAGAAGGGAAGAGUGAUAAGUUAUAUCAUUGUUUCGUUGAUGGAACUAUAGACACCGUGAGUGGCUGUUUCACUAUUAUAAGAGACUUUGGUGAUGUGUGCUAUCAUUCUUAUUCCUCACUCAUGGAUGAUCUUCAAAAGAAAGGGCCUGAAGAUGGAAAGUACUAUGAGAUCAGACUGCUUCAGUUUCCUGGUGCUCUAAUUGUUGGUGUGCUCGGUGUCUUGCUCGACUUCCCCAUGGUCUCUUUCAUAGCCUUAUGCAAGAGCCCGUAUAUGUUGUUUAAGGGAUGGCAUCGUCUGUUUCAUGACCUCGUUGGUAGAGAAGGCCCUUUCUUGGAAACAAUAUGUGUUCCAUUUGCAGGUCUUGCUAUUUUACUCUGGCCGCUGGCUGUUGCUGGGGCUGUCUUCGGAUCCAUGGUGUCGAGCAUCUUUCUCGGUGCUUAUGCUGCUGUGAUUGUUUAUCAGGAGUCCUUUUGCUAUGGACUUCGAUAUGUUGCAGCAUCAUUGGCCAUCUAUGAUGAGUACAGUAAUGACAUUCUUGACUUGCCGGAAGGAUCUUGCUUUCCCAGGCCGCAGUACAGAAAGAAAUCCGAGGGCACUUCACGCUCAGGCUCAUUUACGAGGCCUGCUUCAUCGUUCAAGAAAUCUUUCUCACGCACCAUUUCUAUCACUGGCCCUCUGGUUGAUGUGAAGCCAUUUGAGCUCCUCGAGAGCUGGUUUCAGGAUUGCCAGGUCCAUGGUGAGAAAUUUUUAUCUGAAGGACUUAUUACUCAGGAAGAUGUCGAAGAUGCCAAGUCUGGUAAAGGAAGCCGAGUAAUUAGCACUGGGUUGCCAACUUUCUGCCUUCUGCAAGCUUUGUUGAGAUCUGCCAAGGCCAACUGUGCAGGCAUUUUGUUGAGUGAUAAUGUGACUGAGAUAACAAGCACAAAUAGGCCGAGAGAUGCUUUCUUCGACUGGUUUCUUAACCCAUUCUUGGUCAUCAAAGACCAGCUUAAAGCCCAGAACCUGUCCGAGUCAGAAGAGGAUUACCUCUGCAAGUUAGUGCUGUUGAAUGGUGAUCCUGUCAAGUUGAACACUUCAUAUAUCGGGCAACCACCUGAGACCGAGAGAAAGCGAGCUGAACUCGAUGCACUAGCUAGAAGGCUACAAGGUAUUGUGAAAUCGAUCUCAAGGUUCCCAACCGUUAGGAGGAACUUCCAGAACCUUGUCAAUAACCUAUCAGAGCAUCUUGCAAGGAAGAAUGGCAAUGGUCGAAGGAAAUUUGCUCGAUCAAAGAGUGCAUUCGCCAGGAUCUUCAGCCAGAGAUCUGUUGUCAAUGGGAAGCCAAGCUUCAGUCACAGGUUUAGGUACAAGAAGGACUCGGUGAUGGAGGUGAGCAUGGAGGACUACAAGAACUGCAAUUCGAGCCAUCCCAGUUACUUCUCCAACACGGGGGACACGGUGUACGAGCUCGACCACUCGGGGCCUUACUACUUCAUCAGCGGUGUCUCUGGCCACUGUGGGAAAGGGCAGAGGAUGAUCAUCAAGGUGCUCACUACUGAUCAAGAUGCUGGCAAAGGCAAUGGCAAUGGCAAUGGAACUGCCCCUCCUUCGAGUGGCGGUGAAGCGGAUGGUCAUCACAAGUCUGGAUCAGCUGUAACUCUGCCUCUUGGUGGAGUUUCUUCAUCUAUUGUGGCAUUUGGUCUGGCUGGCCUUGCUGCUGCUUCCAUGUUCUAGUUAGUUUUAGAGGGGUUCUGGUUAUUUUUUGUUUUGUUAUGUUCUGUUGAUUAGUUUGGAGUUGUUUUUAGGUUUUAGGACAAGAGUCUCUGUUGAACUCUUUCUCGCAUUUGUGUUCGUGAGAGGGAAUAUGUCCUUUGUGAUUGAACCCCUUUGGAUUUCAUGUUUCUGUUUAGUGUGUUAUGAUCAUUUGGAUAUUAUGGUAU
Linum tenue is the source of this 2792-nucleotide messenger RNA. The record is from the annotation of a GenBank genome assembly. NCBI's taxonomy places the organism in Eukaryota, Viridiplantae, Streptophyta, Magnoliopsida, Malpighiales, Linaceae.